This is a messenger RNA of Lytechinus variegatus (green sea urchin), 6297 nucleotides long. Its product is annotated as methylmalonic aciduria type A homolog, mitochondrial-like. NCBI's taxonomy places the organism in Eukaryota, Metazoa, Echinodermata, Echinoidea, Temnopleuroida, Toxopneustidae. The coding region runs from base 201 to 1688 and encodes 495 amino acids. Gene Ontology annotation, molecular function: GTPase activity; GTP binding; ATP hydrolysis activity. The record is from RefSeq and is a predicted model, not a curated record. Gene Ontology annotation, cellular component: cytoplasm. The transcript is spliced from 6 exons.
CAUCAGCUUUGGAGAAAACUAAGUUACUAACCAUGACUAACGUUUUGUGGUCCCUGGAAAACUAAAGCACGAGGAAGUCAGAUGCUUUAAAUUCAAGAGAAGCUUGUUGAAUUCACCAACAUUUUUGCCCUAUCAAGUACUUCUAGUCUACUCAGACGAUAGAUUUGUUUCCUGAUUGAUAAAACAAAGAACGUCUCGUAAUGAGGGCUUUGUUCAAGAGGCUGAAAUCCAUUGAUCAUUGGAAAAUGGCUGCAAUCUGUCGUUCUUGUCAAAUAAAUCUCAGAAACAGUUUCCUGCAAUCCUCUAGCACUGUAAGAUGUGUUCAGACUAUUCAAAGUGAUUCUCUUGACCGAGUGCAUCAAGGUCUCAUACAUGAAGGUAAUGUGAAUCGCUUGAACGGACCAUCUUUCUGUAUACCAAGAAGAGACUUCUCAACUUCACUUCCAUUUCACCAAGAACUUUUAACUGCAAGGAAAAACUUUAAAUCCUCAGUUUUAUUCUUAGUCCCUCACUCAGUGACGUUUCGACUCUCUUCAUCAUGGGUCAAAAGCUUCCGGGAGAAAUCUACACAACAUCUUUCAAGAUCAUCAGGAGAUCAUCUUCAUGAGUUAAUAAAUAAAUACUGUACACAAUCUGUUCUUGAAGAUGAUGUAAAGCGGGAAGAGAGCUAUGCCCAUGAUUUGAGUAAGGCAUUAUUGACGGGUGAGAGAUGGGCAUUGGCUAGAGCUAUAACCCUUGUUGAGGCAACACAUAAAAAGGGUAAGAGACAAGCCCAGAUCUUACUGAGAACAGUUCUAGAUCAUCUAAGAGAGGUUCAACUGAAGAACAGAGGUAUCCCACCUUCAUUUAGGAUAGGAUUGACAGGUCCCCCAGGGGCUGGAAAGUCUACUUUCAUUGAAGCAAUGGGAAAGAAAUUGACUAGUGAAGGUCACCGUGUAGCUGUCCUUGCUGUUGAUCCUUCAUCAUCUAUUACUGGAGGUUCUCUCCUUGGUGAUAAGACCCGGAUGACAGAGCUUUCAAGAGAUCCUAAUGCUUACAUCAGAGCAUCACCAUCAGCUGGUACACUUGGAGGUGUGACAAGAAAUACCAAUGAUACUAUAUUACUAUGUGAAGCAGCUGGCUAUGAUGUCAUCAUUGUGGAAACGAUAGGUGUUGGUCAAUCAGAGUAUGUUGUUGCUGACAUGGUUGACAUGUUAGUUCUUCUGAUUCCACCUGCUGGUGGUGAUGAGCUCCAAGGUUUAAAGAAAGGUAUCGUAGAGAGAGCAGAUUUUAUCCUCAUCAAUAAAGCUGAUGGUGAACUUCUUAUACCAGCCCGUAGGAUGAGGAGUGAGUAUACCAGCGCUGUCAAACUCAUGUACAAGAGAUCUUCAUUAUGGAGUCCUAAGGUAAAGCAGGUUUCAUCCAAGACUGGUGAUGGUCUGAGUAAGGCUUGGGAUACGAUGGAGGAAUACCGAGGUAUCAUGACAGAAUCUGGGGAGUUCAUCACCAAAAGACAACGCCAGAGGAGAGUAUGGAUGUGGCAGCAUAUCAAAGAUAGAAUGAUGGAAGAAUUCAAAGAUAAUCAAGAUCUAAGAUCUCAUAUCAAACAUUGGGAAGAAGAAGUUAUGGCUGGGAGAUCAACCUCAGGAAUUGCUGCUGAUAACCUUCUCAACACUUUCUCAAAACUCUCCAGGAAUUUCAAAUCGUAAUACAGUAUAGGUAAAUUGAUGUGCCUCUGUGAAUGAUUCAUAGAGUAUUGUUAUAAAAUAUUGAUGGUGAGUGCUUCCACUUUUAUGGAAUUCAAUACAGAUUGGAUUGCCUUUAUGCUUUUUCAGCUUAUUCAUGAUGUAACAGGGGGGGUCAUAAAUAUAUAUUAAAUUGUCUUCAAGUAGGGUGACCCUUUCUAAUGCUGAAUGAUAUGUCCCUAUGUAACUGACUAAGCACCUGAGAACAUGAUCCAGUUUUGACUGGUAACCCUUUUUGAUGCUGAAUGAUAUGUCCCUAGUGUGCUUGGAAUCACUAGUCUGCUUCCUCUCAACAUGCACUGCCCAUCCACACAAAGCUUAUCUUUGAUUGGUACUUAAGAUUUUUGUGAGCACUGAUCCCAAUGUCCACUCUGGAUAUAGUUUCUGAUUUCUUUGAGUUCUGGGUCAUGCUCAGAUUCUCUUUCUACCUCUCAAGUGGUCACUGCCCCUGGAGUAGACUGCAUAGCGAUGAAUCGCACAAAACUCUCAGGUUCUGUCUCCAGCUUCGAUGUGGUACUACUAUCUCCAGAUAAUAGUCUUGACAAAGAGUCUGCUAUGUUCAUCUUCCCUGGUAUGUGCACCACCUUAUAAUUGUAUUGUUGCAACUGCAACACCCAGCACUCAAUGCGUGCACAUGGCUUUGACCUUGGUGAGUACAUGACUUCUAACGGUUUGUGAUCCGUGACCAGCUGGAAUUUGAUUCCAAACAAGUAAGGGUGGAAUCUCUCACAUGCCCAUACCAGUCCUAGGGCCUCUUUUUCUGUUUGUGAGUACCUUCUCUCUACAUUUGUCAACGCUUUACUGGCAUAAGCAAUGAUCCUUGGUCCUUCAGCAUGAAUCUGCACUAGAAUACCAACUGGACUUGCAUCAGCAAUCACUUUUGUCUGUGCCUUGGGAUCAUAGUAUCCUAAAGUCUCCGCACUAACAAGGCAUCCUUCGGAGCAUUGAAUGCCUUCCGCUGCUCAUGGCCAAAUUAGAAGGGUACAUCUUUCCUGGUCAACUUUCUCAAGGGAUCAGAGAGGGUGGCAAAGUUUGGAAUGAACUUUGCACAAUAGUUCACAAGUUCCAGGAAGCUUCUCAUCUCAGUUUCAUUCUGUGGCUCUCUGGCAUUUGCAACUGCUUCCACCUUGGCCUUGGCUGGAUUCAGACCUUCACUGGUAAGUCCAUGCCCCAUGAAAUCCAACUCUGUUACUCCGAACUUGCAUUUCUGGGUAUUGACCGUUAGUCCUGCCUCUCCAAGCUUAGCUAAGACUGCUCUAAGCUUCAUGUCAUGCUCGGACGAUGAUGUCGUCCGAGAUGUUAGCUACACCUGGUAUCCCCUGGAUGACCCGGUGUGUUUUGUACUGGUAUAUCUCCAGUGCUGCGUUGAUACCGAAUAACAGUCUUUUAUAUUGGUACAGUCCACAGUGGGUCACAAACGUCACAUCCGGUGAGGUUGCAUCUAACUCCAAUUGAUGAUAUCCCCAUUUCAAUUCAAUCUUUGAGAAGAUUUUGCUUGCAGUUAGCUCUUGCAACACUUCUUCCACCAUGGGAAUAGGAUGUCUUUCCCUUUGUAUAGCCUCAUUGACUCGCUGCAUGUCUAUGCAUAAUCUGAUGUCAUUAUUGGGUUUUGGCACGAUGACAACUGGGCUCACCCACGCAGUAGAGUGCUCGACUGGUUCUAUGAUAUCGAGCUCCAUGAGUUCCUUGAUUUUGGAACGGUGUUCUGUGCACAGGUUGGGCGAUUGGCUUGACAGUCUCAUCUACAGCCAGUCUGACUUGGCAUCCCUUCAGCUUUCCAACCCCAUGGAACAUCCCAUCAAAUUCACUCUUGAGGUCUUCAUAUGACUGCACCACCGAUAAACUUGAGCCCCGAGUACUUGAAGAUUUCCAAGUUCUUUUUCAGUACUUUUUUAAAGUAACGGCUCUCCCUCUUCUUCGAUGACAGUAAACUCUGCUUCAACUUUCCUGCCGCCAACUUCUACUAUUAAAGGUGGUAAAACAGCCUAUGGUGUGCAGGGGUAAUCAAAGUGAGUUUACGUAUAGGAUAGAGUUUAGAUUGAAUUCUCAUUUCCUCACGUACCGGUACUAGAUUGAAUGAAGAAAAAAAAUCUCGGCAAGUGUGCGUCCGGAUAAUAGAGAGAUCCGGAUAAGGGGAGGCCGGAUAAGAGAGGUCGGACUGUAGAUUACAAUAACAAAAUCAAAGAGUAAAAAUUUUAGAUUAAAAUUAAGUGAAACACUCCUGCAGCAAAAAUAAAAAGGAUGGGGUUAAGGGGGUGGGGAAGAAGCACUAAUGUAAGAUGUGAGUUUACAUGCAUACGAUCAAUAAAAGGAAAAUAACAUUUUCCUGCAUGAAAAUCUAAAUCUUGAUAAGGUAGAACUGUUUUUUAUAUCAUUUGGAAUUUCGUUCCAUAGUUUGGGGAAGUAAGUCUUCAAUGAAUUAAAAGCAAUAGAUGUUGGAGCAUGUGGAGGGCGUAGGCAUGAUGAGUGGUGUGAGAAUGGAUUUGAGAAUUUGAAACAAAAAUGUCACUGAAGAGAGGUGGUAAGACUCUGGCAUUAAGCUUGUACAUAAAAACUAAGGAAUUUAGUGAUAUCAGAUCUUUUAAAGUUAAUAAAUUUGAUUGUAAAAGCAAAGGCUUGGUAUGACUAUUAAAAGGAGCACUUGAGAUAAGUCGUAUUGCUUUCUUUUGUAAAAUUGUCAAUUUAUUAAUCUAAUCUAAGUGUGUUUUGAAUGUACGUACAUUGACACCGACAUGACGUACUCAACCCCGACCUUUCUUUGACACAUGUCCUGAACUAGUACCGGAUCUUUCCUUGUCUUUCUUCUCACUACCCCUCUUGGCUUUCUUCUUGCUCUUUGAUUUACAUUUCUUUGCAAAAUGAUCAUGACCUCCACAUGAUCUAUAUGCCUUGCCUUUAGCUGGACACGAAGCGUCGCUUCCAAAAUGACCUAGAUUUCCACAUCGAUAGCACUCAUGUCCACUCUCAGCAUUACGUCUGGACUUGCUAUGUGACGUCUUUCCAGAGCUGGUAGUGAGCUGAUUCAAUUGGCCUCCACCAGACCUUUUAUCUAGUUUCAUGGACUGAAACUAUACUUCAACCGCCUCAAAUGACUUGAUGAUGACCAAAGUCUCUGCUAAAGUAAGAGUCUGCCCCUUCUUUACGACAUAGAUUAUUGCUUCUGCAAUUCUGUAUGACUUGAUCUCUGAUCUGAUUAUCAGCACCAUAAUUGCACCCUUGAGCUGCCUUUCUCAGCCUAGUUACCAUUUGAGCUACAGUUUCCCUCUCCUACUGAGAAAUUUGUCUGAAAACAUGGCAUUGGAAUGUAGCAUUCAAAGAAAUAACAAAAUGUGCAUUAAGGGCAUCAACAGCUGCUUUGUAAUUAGCCUUACCUCCAGUAUUUGCCAAUGUCUUAAAAAUCUCACGUACUGAUGCUCCAGCACAGUACAGAAGCAAAGCCCUCCGUCUGGUGAGUUGCGACGCCGGCGUAUCGUCCUCCUCAAACAGCCCAAGACUGUCGGCGUAGGCAUCAAACUCUUCAUACCACACCGUCCACCGCGCACUCACAACACUUGCGUCUCCAUCUGUAUCAAACGCAUUUACCCCCUUGACACCAAACAUUUCAAUUCCUCCCGAAGCUAUGUUCCUUGCAUAAAAGUCCAAAAAUGUACUAAACAUCCUCGUCACCAGUGUCACAUCUCAACCUUAAUUAAACCACGGGGUAGUGGAUAAAAAUUCAGUCCAUACCCUGUAUUUAUUACAAGCAUUACUGGUUUAUUGCUCCAUACUUAUAACUGUCCGAUCGCUUACAUCGUGCACAUGCCAAUUGACCUCGGGGUCAACCAGUUCAUUUGCAUAUUAUUCAUGACAAGUGGGUUGAACAGGCCAUAAUACAGCUCAGUAGCAGCCAAAGUAGAUUUAUUCCCAAUUUGACCAUUCUGGUCGCUUUUUCGGGAAAUGGGUUGCAUACUUGGCGCAUUCGGCCAUAUUUAUUUGAUUUGGGACAUUAUUCUGCUUUAAUCUGAGCAUUCAGAGAACAUUUGUCUUGAUGACCUCCAAAAAGUUUCAUCUUUUCCCAGAUGUCUUCUGGUAAAGUCCAAACGUGAUCUUGUGUGGAUGGGUUUUAGGAGUGGAGUCUUCCGUAGCCAUUGUCCAUUCAAUCCUGCCUUAUUCAAGGUCCUCUGGAUGGUUUGCCUGGAAAUAUUGGUCCCUUUACCAUUGAGAUCUUUUAGCAUCUCCUUUGUGGUGAUUCAGGGGUUGACAGCGGCAGCUCGAACUAAACAUCUCGCUUGCCUUGCCGAGACUGGGCUUCUGUCCGGGUCUUUUAAAGUUGUCCACUUUGUUGCAAGUCUUGUCCUUUCUGAUGAUGCUCUGGACAGUAGCCACAUGAAUCUUAAAACGCUUGGACAUUGCCUUGUAGCCCAAACCAUCUUUGUGACACCAUUCACUAUUCACAAUCUCAGGUCAUCACUAAGUUCCUUUUGCUUGACCAUGACACUGAUUCUCAAUUUAUAGAACCACUGAUAUUUCUUUAAUUCAGAGACUUUUACUUUCACUACAAAAUUUCAUUUUAAAAUGCAAAAUGCCCCCCCCC